UGAAAAGGCUGUAAACAAAAUAUAACGGUUUUUCCAAGUUCCAAAACUCUCUCCUGCUCAAUCUGAGUCUUCUCCAGAGUCUGAGAAGAUGGGGGAUCAUGGUGCACACAUCGAUCGAAUCAGUGACUUACCAAGGAAUUUAAUUGAUGUCAUUCUACAACACUUGCCAAUCGAAGAUCUAGUUAAGACAACUAUACUGUCAAGGAAAUGGAGGUAUAUGUGGACUUCUGUCCCACAACUUAAGUUCAAUAGUAAUUUUUUUAGCAAGUGUGAGGAUCUUGGAUGCCUUGAAACUUAUGUUACUGUUACGAAGCUGCUUCUUCUCUAUGAUGGCCCCAUGCAUAAGUUUAUUCUUGAAAUCCCUUCAAACUUCCCAAUCCAAAGGAAACUAUUCAAUGAGUGGAUUCUGUUUUUGUCAAGGAAAGGUGUUAAACAUCUUGAACUUGUAAACCUUGCAAAUUUACGAAGAGUUCCCUGUCAAAUGCCAUCUCAUAUCUUCUCUUGUCAGGAAUUGACUUACCUUAAACUUCAUAAUUUUGAACUGUCAACUAGUCUUGAUUUUGGUGGCUUUAGAAAUCUGGUGGAGCUUCGGUUAUAUGUAAUUGUGUUUGAGUCGGAUGCACUUGAGAGUCUUAUGUCUGGUUGUCCCUUACUUGAGAAGCUCAUCAUUUUUCACUGUUCUGGUUUCCAACAUGUAAAUGUCCAUGCCCCUACUCUCAAAGUCUUUCACGUAUAUGAUUCUGAGGUUAUCAAGUCGAUUAGUUUGAAGCAUAAACAUAAUCUGAUUGAGCUCAUACUCUCGGCUAAUACACUUGUGAAUAACGUUGAGGGUGGCUGGGUAUGUGAUUUGCUGAAAGGUUUGCUGAAAAUUGAGAGGCUCUGUCUGGGAAGAGGUUAUUUCAAGAUAUUUUCUGCUAUCAAUCCACCAGUGCUGCUUCGGUCAUUCAACACUUUAAAAUAUCUUGAACUGGGAGAUGUGAAUUUCGAUAAAGUAGAAGAGCGUCUAUUUGUUAUUUCUUUACUUCAAAGUUCUCCUAACUUGGAGGAACUUGUUAUAGAGAGUAAAAGAGAUGCUGUGGAGCCACAAGUGAUUUCGAAGGAAUUUGAAUCCAUUGACUGUUGUUUUAGUCGGCUUCAAAUUGUGAAACUUGAAGUUGAAACUGAAUACAAGCAUGCCCUUAAUUUGAUUCGGUUAGUGCUUGCAAAGGCCUCAUCAUUGAAGGUUCUUAGUUUCAAGGUUGGCUUUGGUUUAAGUCGAUCAGAGGCUCCUAUAUUGUUAGGUAUUUCACGUGAUUUGUUGCGGAUGAAACGAGCAUCUACGGCAGUGGAAGUUAUAUUUUUUUAUGAAGGUCUUGUUGAGUAGUGUGUUGUAUUUGCUUCUGGACUUCAGUGUGCUCAACUCUUUUGGUUAUUAAAGUCCUAGAUAUAAACGGGAUUUUACUCAUUUGGUUCAUAAUUUAGUGUCACUCAAACCUUUUCAUCUUCAAAUCCUAACGAUUAAUGCUACGAUAACGAGGAUCAAGAUCAUCUUGAAGGGUCAGAAUGCUUUUUCAUCGA
Cajanus cajan (pigeon pea) is the source of this 1557-nucleotide messenger RNA. NCBI's taxonomy places the organism in Eukaryota, Viridiplantae, Streptophyta, Magnoliopsida, Fabales, Fabaceae. The record is from RefSeq and is a predicted model, not a curated record.